Molecule: messenger RNA, 3359 nt
Organism: Manduca sexta (tobacco hornworm)
Lineage: Eukaryota; Metazoa; Arthropoda; Insecta; Lepidoptera; Sphingidae
Gene: tyn
Exons: 17
Coding region: 293-2404 (703 amino acids)
Source: RefSeq, a predicted model, not a curated record
CACCAUUUCAUUCCGUUUGUGACGCUCGGCCGGUUGCGUGCCCCUGUGUCACGCGCCCCGGUGUCUGUAUUCGCAGCGAACGUUCGCGUCGAGCUUCGUUCAUUCCAUUCGAAGCGUUCACUUCCUGUGCUCGCGGUUUAGUUCCCGGAACGUAGUUCGGUUUCUUGUGAACAAUAAAGGUAUUCACGUGAGAACAUUUUGUGCAGCCGGCGCUCUCCUACAGAGUGUUGCUCCCGAGUGGAUCAACAAAACAUCAACUUUUAUACGUAUACAAGUGGUGGCCGACAUCGGGAUGAGUGGCGAGGCGCUGCGAUUGGCGCCACUGGCGAUUUUAUUGCUGCAGGCAACAUCUGUACUUUGUCGGAUCGCAUUCGAAAAGUUAACAGAUGUGGAUUUCAGCGGCACGGCGUACUACACGGUGCGCAACCUGUCGCUCUACGAGUGUCAGGGUUGGUGCCGAGAGGAGCCCGACUGUCAGGCGGCGUCGUUCAGUUUCGUGCUCAAUCCGCUGACACCGGUGCAAGAAACCCGUUGCUUACUGCAGAAUGACACACAAGCCAACAAUCCUAUGGCUACUCCACAGCGUUCAGUGAAUACUUAUUACAUGGUGAAGUUGCAAGUCAGAUCCGAGAGCGUGUGUUUACGCCCGUGGGCUUUCGAGAGGGUACCUGGAAAAGCGCUCCGAGGCUUGGACAACGCCAUUAUUUAUACAUCUACUAAAGAAGCUUGUUUAGCUGCUUGUCUUAACGAGAAAAAGUUCCCUUGUCGCUCGGCAGAGUAUGAAUAUGGAAGUAUGAGAUGUGCUCUCAGCGACUCGGACAGACGGACGGCCCAACAUUUUGUGCAACUCGUCGACACCCCCGGGACCGAUUACUUUGAGAACCUGUGCCUGAAGGCGGGGCAGGCGUGCAAGGGGCAGCGCGUGUUCACCGCGCCGCGCGUCGGCGUCGCUGAGGACAAGGUGGCGCAGUACGCCGGCCUCCACUACUACACUGACAAGGAGUUGCAGGUGACGUCGGAAGCCGCCUGUCGCCUCGCAUGCGAAAUAGAAUCCGAGUUCCUGUGCCGCUCGUUCCUGUACCUCGGCGCGCCGCACUCCUCCACGUACAAUUGCAGGCUUUAUCACCUCGAUCACCACACGCUUCCUGACGGACCAUCCGCUUAUCUCAACGCCGAGAGGCCCUUAAUAGACGACGGCGAGCCCAUCGGCAAAUACUUCGAGAACUUCUGCGAGAAACCACCAAGCAACGCAAACCCGGCCGGAGAAUUGCCUGUUUCGAUUGAGCACCAACAAGACACACAGGUAUCUAGCAACUUGACAAGGAAUGACGCUAACUGUGACAAGACGGGAACUUGCUACGAUGUGUCGGUGUUAUGCAAAGAUACUAGAAUCGCGGUGCAGGUUCGCACGAACAAACCAUUUAACGGACGUAUUUACGCGUUGGGACGUUCGGAGACUUGCAAUAUUGAUGUAGUCAACAGCGACCUCUUCCGUUUGGACCUCACCAUGGCUGGACAGGACUGCAACACUCAGAGCGUCACUGGCGUCUACUCUAACACCGUUGUAUUGCAACAUCACAGCGUGGUUAUGACUAAAGCUGACAAAAUCUACAAAGUCAAGUGCACAUAUGACAUGAGCUCGAAGAAUAUCACAUUCGGAAUGGUACCAAUCAGAGACCCGGAAAUGAUUUCCAUCACAGCGUCUCCAGAGGCUCCUGCGCCGCGCAUCCGUAUCCUGGACGCCCGCCAGCGCGAGGUCGAAACCGUCCGUAUUGGAGACAGGCUUACCUUCCGUAUCGAGAUUCCCGAAGACACUCCGUAUGGUAUCUUCGCUCGCAGCUGCGUUGCUAUGGCUAAGGACUCUAAGAGCACAUUCCCGAUCAUUGAUGACGAAGGGUGCCCGAUGGAUCCUUCGAUAUUCCCUGCGUUCACGCCCGACGGCAACGCGCUUCAGUCCGUGUACGAAGCUUUCAGAUUCACCGAGUCGUACGGCGUCAUCUUCCAGUGCAAUGUCAAGUACUGUCUGGGACACUGCGAGCCGGCCGUGUGCGAAUGGGGCAGAGAUUCAUUGGAGUCAUGGGGCAGAAAGAAGCGUUCGUUGCCGCACAAUGAGACCGAGUCCCCGGCCCAGGAGGAAGAUAUGAACAUCUCGCAGGAAAUUCUCGUCUUGGACUUCGGAGAUGAAAGACAGAGCACUGACUUCCUGAGAUCCGACAAACCUGGCGGUGUGGCUUCCGAGGCUAACUACGGAGAGAAAACAGUGACCAUCGUGGAGCCGUGCCCCAGCAAGGCGUCCGUUUUGCUGUUGGGCGUGGCGUGUGCACUCCUGGUGCUGCUCUACAUCACCACCAUAUUCUGCUACUACAUGCGCAAGUGGCUAACUCCGCCUAAGCACAUGUCGUAAAUUGCUUUCGUAUAAUUGUUAUUUUAUAGGUUUCGCCACACAAUAAGUUUAUUCCAGUUCUUGGCUUGUAUUAAACUUGUGAUAGAAACGACUGAUGACAAAACCUUGGCUAGUUUGUGAAACGAUAUUCCCGUAACACAAUGAACGUACCGUCUCAACAUAGCAAGUAAUUAAUCGUGGUGUAAGAUUUGGGAAAUAUUUUAAUGUUCUGUUUUUGGAAUGAUUGAUGUAACCACCGCGUGAUUUGCAUUAAAGCUAGACGUAAUUUAUUGCAUUUAUAAGCAUUUAUUAUAUUUAAGUAGGCUAAUAUAUACGUAUGUAUAAGUGAAUAGGUAGGUACGCGACAUACCGAUGUAAACGCCUGGGCUUGACGAGUUUUUUUACGCCAGCCUGGUAUCAAAAUGAGUACUUAUUAAUGAGGUCGAUGAUAUUCAAGACAAUGCAUUUAUUAAUCUAAGUAUUUUUUAUUCGUUUUUGUACAAUUUUUAAGUACAUGUAAUGUAGGUAUUAAAAAUAUAUCGUUUGGAAUAAUCCCUAAAAACCGCUAGACUAAGUUUUUUUUAGUUUUAGGGGAUUAUUUUGAACACAAAUUGGUAUAGUUAGGUUUUAUAUAUUUUUUUAACAUGACAGUAGUCGGCAAUUCCAUAAUAUUUUGCUUCGUUUAUAUUUCUUGGUGAGAAUUAUAUCAUUUUCAUUCUGUGAACUCUUGAUACUUAAAAUAAUUGUAAAUAUAUCGUUUUUGAGCUAAACAAUGAGAUUGUCUUGUGAACUUUCAGUUGGGUUUUGUAGAAAUGUAUAUAGGACUGUAUCAUUGUACCUCCUUAGUAUUUUGUCAGAUGCCAUAUAUACUUGUUUCUCUCAACCCAACUUGAGAUUUCUUCUUAUUUAUUUAGACUAAAUCUAUUUAUUUUUUCAUUGUAUUAUUAUAACAAAUGAAAUAAAAUUGUACAAAUUU